UAUUAUGUUAUUGCUAGCUAGAAACAAAUCAUAUUUACCCUUAAACACGUGAAAUCUUCUUUAAAUGGAACCCAACUAACAUUGGAUUCAAUUUUAUUAGGAACCUCUAAAGUUGGUUCCUUCCUCUUUUAACUUUUUGUUAAAAAUCUCCCCACCUUCCCAAAUACAAUUUUCCAUAAAAAAGAUAGCCAUAAUUUCCUCUCAUCCAACCAUUUUCAUCCUUAUAUAAUCAUCCAUCUCUUCUAAUUUUCUCUCUCCUAAAUCUUCUUCGAUUUUCCCCCAUCACCUUCUCCUCACAAACAAAUUUCCAUGCCCCUAGGAACGUGGGAAUUUACAAACAAAAAUCUCACAAUUGAGGAAAAAACCCAUAUAAGAAUUUCAAAAAGAAAACUUCAAAGAAGAAGAAAAUGGAGCAUAGACCAAUUGAUGUGAAGUUACUAUGUGCUAAAGAUUUAAAGGACGUAAAUGUCUUUUCCACAAUGGAUGUUUAUGUAGUGGGUUCAGUAUCAGGGGACCCACGUUCCAUGCAACGAACCGCUGUUGAUAAAGAUGGUGGGACCAACCCAAAAUGGAACCAUGACAUGAAAUUUACAUUUGAUGAGUCAGCCGCCCGGUUGAACCGGCUCGGUCUAGUUUUUCAAAUUAUGUCAGACCGGACUCUUGGAGAUAAAGAAAUAGGCCGGGUUUAUGUACCCCUCAAGGAGCUUUUUGAUGCUACUGAUCCUAUUGACCAAGAGAGACAUGUUGUGUACCAAGUUCAAACCCCAACAGGAAAAUUUAAAGGUGAAAUGGAGUUUUCUUUUAAAUUUGGAGAAAUAUUCACACUUAAAUUGGAGCCUAAAAUUGAUGAACCAGUUAUAGCCUAUCCUGCAUUGGGUUCAACUACUUUACCAGAAUUGGACCCCACUUUAGCAUGUGGUCCCACACUUAAAUCUGGGACUAAUAUGUAUUCAUGUCCAAAUGUAAGUGGGCCCAUGCAUUAUAGUCAUAGUGCACCACAACUCGGGUACCAGCCUCAAGGAUAUGGAUACGGAUAUGGGUAUCGAGCACAAAAUGUGCCUGUGCCUAUGCCCGUGCCGCCUCCCAAUCCUCAUAUGGGAUAUGGGUACGGGUUUACAGGCGGGUAUGGGUGCACGGGACAAACGCCACCAUGUUAUGUGCAACCACCAAUGUCAAAUAAACCGAAAAAGAGUAAAUUUGGGAUAGGGGCAGCGGCAGGGGUUGGAGCGGGGUUGUUAGGAGGGUUGUUGGUGGGGGAGAUGGUGGAAGAUGUAGCCGAAUCGGUAGCCUUUGAUGAUACAUUAGAUUUUUAGUUCUUUUAUUGUUCAAAUGAGAUUAAAAUAUAGUGGAGACGGAAAACUAAUGUUGAAUGAUAUUUUUAUGGCUCAUACGCGAUAAACUUUGAUUGUAAAUUUAUAAAUGAUUGAGUGUCUUCCAACUCGCUAUAUUACAAGCAAAAUUAUGAAAAUCAU
Beta vulgaris subsp. vulgaris (sugar beet) is the source of this 1472-nucleotide messenger RNA. RefSeq lists its product as hypothetical. Lineage: Eukaryota; Viridiplantae; Streptophyta; Magnoliopsida; Caryophyllales; Amaranthaceae. Bases 408 to 1313 code for a protein of 301 amino acids. Gene Ontology annotation, biological process: defense response. The record is from RefSeq and is a predicted model, not a curated record. The transcript has a single exon.